This is a messenger RNA of Geodia barretti, 609 nucleotides long. The record is from the annotation of a GenBank genome assembly. Lineage: Eukaryota; Metazoa; Porifera; Demospongiae; Tetractinellida; Geodiidae.
AUGGAGGACACCCAACAGCGCAACGCGCCGCUUAUCGUCGUUGGCCUGGGGAACCCCGGGCCGCGGUAUCGUGAUACGCGGCAUAACGUUGGGUUCGGGUGUGUGGACUUGCUGGCCGAGCGGUGGGGAAUCGCGGUCAAAGACAGGCGGCGGACUACCGUUUUGGGGCAAGGGUAUCGGGACGGCACGGCGGUGGUGCUGGCCAAGCCGCGCACCUUUAUGAACCUCUCCGGCGAGUCGGUAGGCUACCUGCUGGCGCGGUUCGGCGGAAAGGCGGCAGACCUGGUGAUCGUGUACGACGAGAUGGCGCUGCCGCUGGGGCGCAUCCGCCUGCGGGCCCGCGGCUCGGACGCCGGACACAACGGGAUUAAGGACAUCAUCCGUACCGUCCACACCGUCGACUUCCCCCGUUUGCGCAUCGGCAUCGGCGGGCCGGGCAUGUCGGGCAGCGUCGAUCACGUUCUGGGGCGGUUUUCGGACGAGGAACAGCCCGCGGUGAAAGCGUCCAUCGAGCGCGCCGCUGAUGCGGUGGAGUGCCUCCUGACCGACGGGAUCAACAUCGCGAUGAACCGGUACAACACCGAUCCGCAGACCGACCCGCCGGCGUAG